AUGUCAGUUGGAGCCUUUCGCAUAUCACCAAUUUCACCAACUCAUGGUACUCUGUUAAUGCCAUCAUCGUCUACAUCAACAUUCGGUACCUUUGUACGUGAAACAGUAUCAAAUUUGAUUGCACCAUUCCGUAAAGAAUACAAGAAUUGGCCAUGGACUGAGAUUGCAGUUGUUUCUGUUGCAUGCGUUGGCUCUUAUACAAUUUACAAACUUUCACCAGUACUUUAUCAACGAUUUUAUAUGUAUUCCACUGCGCAGUAUGUAUCAGAAUACAACAAAGUAUUACGUGCACAUAAAGAAAAAUUAUUUUCACAACUUGAAACGAUUAAAUCAUCAAAUAGUGCUAAACUGAAUGUUGUGGAAAUUGGUGUCGGAUCUGGUGCUAAUUUCCCCUUUUAUCCUAGAGAUAUUAUUGAAGUGGUAGGUGUAGAUCCCAAUCGUGAAUGGGAAAGUUAUUUAACUGAUACACUGAAAAAAAAUCGUCAUGUAACAUGUCCUGAAUUAUUAGUGGGCAAUGCAGAAAAUAUCUCAGUUAUUCGUGAAUCACAAGUGGAUGCUGUUGUUAGUACGUUGACAUUAUCAUGUGUAAAAGAUGUUGAUCAAGUGUGCCAAGAAGUUCGACGAAUUUUGAAACCGGGCGGUUUAUUUCUUUAUUUGGAAAAUAUUCGCUCAGAAAAUAUCAUUAUUGCGCUUAUUCAAGCAUUAUUUACACCGUUUUACAAAUUAUUCUAUGGUAUGUCACUAAUACGAAGCAUCCCAGAAAAUAUCGAACGUGCAAAGUUCACCGAAUUUUCACAACAACUGUUCUAUGCAAAUGGGAUAACAUUUCUUAUGGCACCUCAUGUAGUAGGAAUAGCAAAAAAAUGA
This is a messenger RNA of Didymodactylos carnosus, 867 nucleotides long. The record is from the annotation of a GenBank genome assembly. NCBI's taxonomy places the organism in Eukaryota, Metazoa, Rotifera, Eurotatoria, Philodinida, Philodinidae.